This is a messenger RNA of Sorex araneus (European shrew), 5226 nucleotides long. It is a transcript of the gene ZNF446, whose product is annotated as zinc finger protein 446. Gene Ontology annotation, biological process: regulation of DNA-templated transcription. The coding region runs from base 3211 to 4467 and encodes 418 amino acids. The transcript is spliced from 7 exons. The record is from RefSeq and is a predicted model, not a curated record. Lineage: Eukaryota; Metazoa; Chordata; Mammalia; Eulipotyphla; Soricidae.
AGGGCAGAUGGCAUGGCCCCUGAAGGCUGAUCCUCCCAACCCCCACCUUGUGUUCUAGUCCCACCCUUUCCAGAACUUCACAGCCAUCCCCAAACAGACAGUGUAUAGGCUGACUUCUACUCCAUCCACCCACAGGGCCAUGCCCAUCUCCCAGGCAGUGCCUCAAGUUUCCUUGAGGAUAGGACACCUGAUAACUGCCCCCUGUGGAUUUCUCUGGUCUUCAUAUCUUCUCCCAGGAUGGCCAUUUUUCAUGAGGUAGCCUGGAGCUGUCACAUGGGCUUACAGGACACAGUUGUGAGUGUAGACAAGCCCCAUCCAGACUUGACAGACUUAUGGUGAGCCCAAGGGAUCACAGCAAAUGUAUACUCGAGUCACAUGCUUUCUCCGCACCUUGAGCGAAGCCAUUUGAGCCCAGGAUAGCUGAAGUCCCCCUGAUCUCUUAAGCUGGGUGUUAACGCCUUUUUCUGUCUCCCCUUCCAGCAUUUCCCCCCUCCACUUUAUUUAAUUUUCUGCUGUGUUUGCUUUGGCUACCUCUCAGUUUGUUCAUCCUCUUCAGAUAUGGCCCAGUACCUGGGACUGGUCAGUGACUUCCAUGCUAUUCUUUUUAAAUGAGUUCCCCCAUGCCUUGGUCUCCCACCAACUUUGAUUAUUUCAGGCUCUGUCCUACUGGGAUGCUUCUGGUCUUAACCUGAGUAGACUGACUAAAAGUGACAAGGUGUUCUGUGGGACUGAAUACAUAUGGCUCACUUGCUUCAGAAACCCACAAGUUGGAGCAGAGAGAUAUAUAGCAAGUAAGGCACUUGCCUUACAUACGGCCGACCCAGGUUUGAUCCCGGCAUCCCAUAUGGUCCCCUCUGCACUACCAGGAGUAAUUCCUGUGUGCAGAGCCAGGAGUAGCCCCUGAGCAUUGCCAGGUUUGCCCCAAAAGGAAAAAAAAAAAACCCUUAGCAUGGUAAAAAGUUUCCACAGUGACUAUCUAAAGUGGGAAAGCAAAUGGGGAAGGUCAUCAAUUUGGGGAAAGGCAGAUGCACAAUGCUGGGAUUAGGAGCAAGCAAGUAAACCUUAACUGCUCUAUCCUCUAGCCCCACGUGUUUUGGUGCCUGCAAAAAGAAUACAGCAGGAAAGGUGCUUGCCUUGCCCAUGAGAGACCUGGAUUUGAUCACAGAACCCAUAUGGUCCCCUUAGGACAACUAAGUGUAGUCUAAAACCAAAACAAAACACAGUUUUGGGAAUUUCACUUAGGAGACGCCACAUACUGCCCUUUGCCUCUCAAUUUUUUAUAAAGGGCAGAGAGAUAGUAGACCAGGUAGGGUUCUUGCUUUGCACACAGCUGGCCUGCACCCCAGCUCUGAUCCCUUAAUGCAGAGCCAGGAGUAAGCCCAAAGCACCACUAGAUGUGGCCCAAAAGCCAAUACCACUACAAGGGAUCUGACAAAGAUAGCUGGAGAGCUGGUUGGUUAGAUCUUAGAGCCUGAAUCUUCCUCAUAAUGAGCACUUUUUGCAAGAACACCUAAAUCCCUCUUCCCCUACAAUUCAAUCUGGUAACACCACCAGGAAGAGUUGACAGACCCCAAUCAUAAAGAUGUAGCUUUCACAGAAUUCAGAAGAAACCAAAGACUGGUGGAAUUUUUGUGUUGGGGAUACACCUGGCUGUGUUCAGGGCUUACUCCUGGCUCUGUGCUCAAAGCUCAGGACUGUUGAACUCAGAUCAAUGUGUCUCCGGCCCUGGGGGAAAAAAUUAUUUUUGGCCACACCUAGCAUUGCUCAGGGGUUACUCCUGGCUCUGAUCAGGGAUCAUAUGAAAUGCCAGGGAUGGAACCCAUGUCCUAACUGCUGUGUCUGGCUCUGGAAUUUUUUUUUUUUUUUUUUUUUUUUUGCUUUUUGGGUCACACCCAGCGAUGCUCAGGGGUUACUCCUGGCUUUGCACUCAGGAAUUGCUCCUGGCAGUGCUUGGGGGACCAUAUGGGAUGCCGGGGAUUGAACCCAGGUCGGCCGUGUGCAAGGCAAACGCACUAGCGGUGCUAUCACUCCGGCCCCUGGCCCUGGAAUUUUUAAUUCUUCUAUUGUUUAGGGUUUUAUGCCCCAACUGACAGUGCAGCUGGCUGUCACUCCAUGCCUAGUUUGAGUGAUGUGGUGUUUUAGAUACUGUUCCAAACCAGGUCUCUUGCAUGCAAAGCAUGUGUUCUAGUUCAUUUAGUGCUCUAAGGCUGCUGCAAUUUGGGAUGAAGUUAAGUUCAUCCAUUUGAUGAAUGAAUGAAAAUCUGACCCUGUCUCACUUAAAACCUUUUCUGUUUGGGGCCACACCUGGCAGUGCUCAGGGAUCACACCCAGCGGGGCUCGAGGUGCCACUAUAGGGAUCAAACCAGGGUGGGCAGUGUGCUAGGCAAGCGCCCUACCAGCUGUACUAUCACCAGCCCUGAUAAAAACAAAAGCUUUAUGAAGACGAAAGUCACCUUUAGUUAAAAUGUCCAGGUAUGUCCCAUAAACCUGGACAAAAUACCACCUCCUUGUAGUAUUGUUAUUAAGGCCACGUCUGAGACUGAGUCUUAAUCAUAAUAAUAAUGGCUACCCACCUGGGUCGAGUCUGUUGUGCGUUCCUCAGAAGUCUAAAGAAGUCGUGCACCCUCCUUGAUGGAUAAUUACCCGGGAAGGACGAGGAAAACCCUGGGGGUCAGGUUUGCCCUUCUGGUUACACCCAGCUUUCUCCUGGGACCUCCUACCUUCCUGUAGGCCAACAACACUACCCAGGCUGCCAAAGCCCACAGGGACAGGCACUGUCUUCUUGGAAACGGAUGGUGGCAGCGGAAUCCACAGCGAUUUCCAAAGGGAGGCCCCAACAGUGAGAACAAUCUCAAGAUCACUGGGGGCCUUGCACGCGACCAGCCCUGUUCGGUCCCGAUUCCUGGCAUUCCAUACCAUCCCCCAGCACCGCCAGGAGUGAUUCCCGAGCUUGAACUCUGAGACAAGAGAACACUGAAUACUGCCCAGUAGGCCCCCGAGCCGCACCCCCACAUCCUCCAAAAAAGAGUGCCGGGGGCGGGGCCCGGGCCGAGUGCCAGGCCUGAUUGGCCGGAGGUCACGCUCCUUCCCGGUUGCCAAUAGGCAUCUGCGUCGUUUUGCGCACGCGCGGCAUCCUCGCGCGCCGUCGGUGUCGGCCUCGGGUCCCUAUUGGAGCUGCGCAGUGCCCCCGGCUCUCCAGAGCCUGCCCUCAUGGACCCUGCAGCCAGUCUGGAGGAGCCGGAGGCAGCUCGCCUGCGCUUCCGAGGCUUCUGCUACUGGGAUGUAGCUAGUCCCCGAGAGGCCCUGAGCCGGCUCUGGGAGCUGUGCCGCCAGUGGCUGCUGCCUGAGGUGCGCUCCAAGGAGCAGAUGUUGGAGCUGCUGGUGCUGGAGCAGUUCCUGAGUGCACUGCCCCCUGAGAUCCAGGCCUGGGUGAGGGGGCAGCAGCCAGGCAGCCCUGAUAUGGCUGCUUCCCUGGUCGAGGGCCUGCAGCAAGAACCUGAGCAGCUGCUGGGUUGGAUCACAGCCCAUGUGCUGAAACGAGAGAUGCUCCCAGCAGCCGAGACUACGGAGGAGCUCUUGGGCAGCCCCUGCCCUUCAGGGACAGGGGAGCCCACUCAGGCAGCCCCUGAGGAGAGGCCUGUUCUAUUCCACCACUGUGUGAAGGAAGAGCCCGACACUGAUGGGCAGAAGACAGUGCCCUGCAGCUCUUCAGCUCCAGCACCAUCUCAGGAGAGGCACCUUAGACACCAGAAACUGAUGUCGUCUACUUUCCCGGCGCCCAGGAUUACGCACUCGGCUUCCUCUGCAGCCCCAGGCAGGGAGGGCUCAGGUCACCUGCCAUCACAGAAGGAGCUGUCCUGGGACAUGAUGCUGGAGAAGUACGGCACGGUAGUCUCCCUGGCAGGGUUAACAGCCAGAGAGGCUCAGCCAGGGGUGAUGCACGAAGGCUCUUUGGGCCAAGGAGACCGCUCCUCCGGAGAGGAGCAGCAAAGCCACCGCAAGGGCUUGGGUCCAGUGGCCUGGGCUGGCCUGUCUGGGACCACUCAGUGCCAGCCUGCACCGCUAGGAGCAGAGCCUGAGUACAGUGGCCCCCUGAGAAAACCAUACAUAUGUGAGCAGUGCGGCCAAGGCUUUGACUGGAAGUCUGUAUUCGUUAUCCACCUCCGGACCCAUGCUUGGGGGCAGAGUGCUUGUGCCCAAACGCAGGCCUCGGGGGCCACUGAGAAGCUGCUGAAGGGUCCCCAGGAGCCUGCUGUGUCUCGCCAUCUCCGGUGCACACUCACAGGCCCCAGAAGCUAUGCAUGUGACGAGUGUGGGCGCAGCUUCAGCUGGAAGUCUCAGUUGGUUAUCCACCGGAAGAGCCAUACUGGCCAGCGGCGUCACUUCUGUAGUGACUGUGGUUGUGGCUUCGACUGGAAGUCCCAGCUAGUCAUUCAUAGGAAGAGUCACCGGUCUGAAACCUCAUGAGUGGGCAACUGGUGAUAGACCUGGAGAGAGUUGUAGGCAGCAGCAGAUUUUGGAGUAAAUCAGAAGAUUUUGGAGUAAAUCAGUCCCAGGACGGUCCCCUGCACUGACCCAGUUUCCCCCGCACAAAACCACCUUAGGUGCAAAGAAGCUCACUCUCCUGCCCUCAUCUGGAGUGAGACCUGAGUGCAAAUUCCACCUCCCACUGGUUAGCUCCGGGAUGACAUCCUGGGACUAUGCCCUGGCACUUUCCUGGUCCUGGGUGGUGUUCAGACUUGUUCCUCUCUACCCUUAGUGAAGUAGUUGGGCCAAGACCUUCCUGUGGCAAGAAAGCAAGCCCAGGAAGCAUGGCAUGCUGUUGACAAUUAGGUAGAGAAUUAACUACCCUCUACCUGCCUUUUACGUGUCCAGCAAAUUCCACUUUUAAAAUAGUAUUUUUGCAGAAAAAUCCUUAUCUCUGAUGUUCUGACUUGUGCUGGUCAGCAAACCAGCAGUGCUGCUGCGCUUGCCAGAGCUGGAGUGACAGAGCAUCAGCAGCCAGGCUAAGGACCAGUGGUUAUAGGACCCACCAUUGGCCUUGUCACUUGUCUGCCCACUGCUUGUCUCCUUCAGCUUUUGAGUUCCCUGGUGUGGGUAGGAACCAAGGAGACAUCCUGUCCAGUAUAAAUGGACAAGAGUGGUCUCUCCCUCAAUUGUGAACCUGGAUUCUGAUUCCUAUUCCCAAAUAAACGCCCUUAAAUCACUUUAUAUCUAGUGGUUACC